Molecule: messenger RNA, 1047 nt
Organism: Annulohypoxylon maeteangense
Lineage: Eukaryota; Fungi; Ascomycota; Sordariomycetes; Xylariales; Hypoxylaceae
Exons: 2
Coding region: 13-864 (283 amino acids)
Source: RefSeq, a predicted model, not a curated record
CCUCACUUAACAAUGUUUGGCUCUUUCCGCCAGUUAGGUCGCCUUUUGCUCCUGAUAUUGUCAUGUUGGUCUACGGUGCAGGCGGCUAUAUUCCCGUCAAUAGUAGAGGUGCAUCUAGUAUUUCCACGCAAUGAUACGUACACACCUUCAGAGCUUACACCUAUCGUUUUUGCCAUCUAUAAUUCGGAGCUUGCCGGGCCCCUUGACCUGAACUUCGACUAUGACAUCUAUCAACUCCAUAGUGCAAAUGGUUCUACCACCAGUGGGCUUAUAACUCUGAAAAAUGUGAAUUUCACUAAUACUAGCGACCCUUACUAUGCGUUCUCCUUUACAAACGCAUUCAACGCCACCGAAAGUGAAUGGGCAGUUGUUUGGAAUCUGAGUUCAGGGAACUGCUCAAACUCUUCGUCUAUUGACAAGAGUUCGUCAUCUAGCCUUACCUAUUAUAACCGGAUCGGCUUAUUAGAAUUCACCACCAAGAACGGUGCGCAGCAACUUGACCUCAACAUGGCUACUACGGCGGACGCCGACACUUGCGCCAAUAUCACGGAUAAAUACUUCACCUUCAACGUGACGAGAACAUUGCGCACAAACCCAGACAAACUUGACGGCCGAGAAACGUGUGCCGUCCUUGCACCUCCUUUCCAGACAUCUCCUACCACUGUAACCUCCUGUCCACCUACGGUAGCCGCUUCGGCUGUGUCUAGUAUAUCAGCAGCAAUUACCGCCAAGGUGUGCAAAGGCUUGCAUCCGGUGGUGAGCUGCCCGCCUGAAAACGCAGCAGCAGGACAAUUUCAAAUCAAGAAGAUGGCCUGGUUCAAAACGGCAGCUAUGAGCUGGCUUGUUUAUCGUCUUGUGCUGUGACCUUCUCCGGAUAUAUACCUAUCUAUUACAUACAUGGGUAAAUACCUCGUGGGGGACAGUUCGCAUUGGUAGCCUACCUACAUAGAGGCGUCGAGCCGAAUCUACAACACCAUAUGGAACACUGACGGGCGCUCAAAGUGUAAACCUGUCUAGGUUGGGCUGCAAGUCUACUGCGGGAACAGA